This is a messenger RNA of Tilletiopsis washingtonensis, 744 nucleotides long. RefSeq lists its product as hypothetical. The record is from RefSeq and is a predicted model, not a curated record. Lineage: Eukaryota; Fungi; Basidiomycota; Exobasidiomycetes; Entylomatales. Bases 1 to 744 code for a protein of 247 amino acids. The transcript has 2 exons.
AUGGGUGAUGUUGCUGCUGUGACCAUUGAGGCAGAGCCUGAGCUCAUUGACAAGCUGCUCGCGUCCCUCUCGCUGGACUACAAGGUGCUGCUGCGCCUUGACGGGCGUCGGCCACCUGCUGCGGCGGAGGUGCAGGCCAGCAAGGACUGUGCUGGCAAGUCCCAUAGCAGCAACGACGGCGUCAGAGAGUGGCAGCGCGGCGUGGAGCCGCCCAGCAACACGUCUCGAGGCGAGCUGGCCAGCACCGUCGGCACGCUCGAUCAGCUGCGCAUCAAUCCGGCACGACCAGGUGCCGCAGACGCACUCCUGCCACGCACGGCCAGCUCGACUCUGAGCUCCGCGGGCAGUCCGACGCCGCUCGCUGCGUCAGUCGCGUCCGUCUCCUCCGACGACGAAGACGGCAUCCUGCCUCCCCGCAAGCGCAAGCGCAACAGGCGCAGCGGGCACGCCGCCCGCGGCCGCGCAGCACGCACUGCGGCACGCGCUCUGGCAAGCGAGGAGCCUCGAGGCCGGCCGCGGGAGCGCUCUACUGCGUCAGUGCUGCAGAAGCUGCGCUCCAAGUCCGGCUGCCGGUGGUAUGAGGAAGAGAACGUCGUUCUGCUAGCUGCCGGCUACGAAGAACAGCGCAACCGGAGACUCGUGACCAAGGAGACGCUCUUUGCGCGCUUCUCGCAGAAGGUGGAGACGCAGCGCACCCCUCGAGCGGUGUGGGAGCAGUGGGUCAAGCUGUCGAGGCCUAUCUGA